Molecule: messenger RNA, 3818 nt
Organism: Clarias gariepinus (North African catfish)
Lineage: Eukaryota; Metazoa; Chordata; Actinopteri; Siluriformes; Clariidae
Gene: rapgef5b
Product: Rap guanine nucleotide exchange factor (GEF) 5b
Exons: 26
Coding region: 186-2828 (880 amino acids)
Biological process (GO): Ras protein signal transduction; positive regulation of GTPase activity
Cellular component (GO): plasma membrane
Molecular function (GO): guanyl-nucleotide exchange factor activity
Source: RefSeq, a predicted model, not a curated record
GGGGCAAUAAUUCCGAGUGCAUUUCUGUCGCCUGUGUCGGUGGAUUUAAAUGACUUUCCUUCUUUACUUAAAUUAGUUUAUCCGAUAAGACCCGAGAACCGUAGCGGCGGUGUAAUUAAACCGAGCCUGGGUGUUGUUAUGUGAAUGGAUAAAGACGUUACCGCCUGCGGGUUAUUGGUGUCGAUAUGAAUAUGGCGAUGCUGGAGAAAAGUCCGCUAUCGGAUAAAAGUGAGCAUUUAUACCUGCGCUGGAGGCAGGUGGUGAGAGAACAACAAGCUCGGCUGAGUCCGAGCAAAGCGGACGCACCUGUGCUGAACAAACACAGCUCGCUGAUUAGGAAGAAAAGCUCGGAGGUGAUUGCAUCAGCAGAGCAGCCAUGUGAAACCAUCAGCUGUCUCAUCUCGGACACCAGGCCCAAGGUUUGUGCGCAAAAUGUAUCCUGUGCUGGUCAUGCAGUCAGGAACGCUUUUUUGUCUAAUGGACAAGAAAACUGGAAAGCCCAUGUGAAACUAGCCAGAAUCAUCAAAAGGAGUUUUAUAGGACAGGAACUUGUGCAGUGGCUGACACAGCAGUGUUCGUUUGUUGAAAACAGAAAUGUUGCUGCUAAAGUCUGGAAUGUUUUGCUGGAGCUGGGCAUCCUGCUUUCAGUGGAAAGGCAGAAGGUGUUUGAAGACUCUGAAACAUUGUACCAGUUCUCCUUUGAGGAAUGUGAAGCCCAAAGUUGUGAAUUUAGAAAUCAGAGCCAGUGGCAAAGUGGAGUGAAUCUUCUCUUGCGUGUAGCGCCUCGUACUCGGCUCCAUGUGGCCACCCCAAAACCAUGUGAGGGAGAGCCCAAAACAAGUACAAAUGCUUGUAGUCCAACAGAUGUUGUUCAAAUGAGAGCUCUGGAGAUGCUCACAUCAAAGGUGCAGAAUGAGCUGACUGCAGCACUGGCUCGAAAAAGAAGGUGCAAAUCGAUGGUUGAGGAUGCUCACCAGGAGCACUCUGUUGACGUCCCACAAUACACAUUGUCUUCCAGUGAUCAAAAGCAGGGCCCCGGGACCAGAUUACGCAACAGAGAGGACAUGAGUCGCAUGGAGAUGGUCCAGCGAAUAGCCAAGGACGGAUGCCGGCUCCUCCACAGCCCGCUUAAACCCACCGAACGUCCAGCUGAGCCCCUCGGUGACGCAGCAGUCCGUGUGUGUGUGAGAGAAAGAAGCCGAGAGAUGCUGCUGCUUCAGAGAACUACGUCAGAGCAAGCACCCUCCUCCUCUCCCCACUCCUCCCUUGCCAGGAGGUACGCCAGCGUCCCCGCCGGCCCCGAGAAGGUUCUGGAACACCUGCUGAGCCACCUGACGUUGGACGAGGACAGCGGGAGCCCUCAAGCAAGAGAGACAGACAGUCUCCUUGAUGACUUUUUGCUGACUUAUCCAGUGUUCAUGUCUACCAGCGACCUUUGCCAAGCACUUCUAGGACACUAUUGUUUGAAACGAGGCAGGAUGAAGGAAGAAGGGAAGGAGACUCUUUUGAGGAAGCGCAAAGUCCUGCACCUGCUUUCCCAGUGGAUUGUGCUCUGUCGUAACACCCUGCAGGAGGGAGAAAACACCAAACUAUUUCUGAAGAUGCUGUAUCGCUACGUUCUGGAUGACCUUUAUGAAUACCCAACUCUGGAGAAAGAUGUGAAUGAACUCCAGAAACUUCUCCGCAUGCAACGCAGACACACGGUGGAUGAGUAUUCUCCACAGAGGAAGAAUAAAGCGCUUUUCCACCAGCUGAGCCUGAAAGAGAGCUGGCAGCCAACGCGAAUGGCCCAGAGCCAGAGUAAGGAAGUUCUGUGUCAUGUGUAUGUGACCAUGGACUCGUAUGUGAGUGUGAGGACACACAGUGAGGUAACGGCACAGGAGCUGCUGGCUGCAGUAGCUGAGAGAUUAGAGUGUGCGGACGAUGACAUGGUGCUGCUGGCCGUCACCUACACCAGAGGGAAGGUGCUGCUCCAGCCACAGCAGUGUGUGUACUCGGACUCCCUCGGUGCCGUCAGCAGGUUGUGCGUGUUCAGGAGAGACCUGACGGAGAUCACAAGCCUCGUCACAGAUAACGGACAGAUGCAACAGCCAACAGUCAGGAUGCUGAGCAUGAACACGUGGGACAUAGCCAUGGCUCUCACCAACUGUGACUGGAGUCUCUUCAGAAAUCUGGAGGAGAAAGAACUGGUUUAUUUCACCCUGAGCCGCGAUUCUUGCUCCGGCCACACAGUGGCGCUGGAGCUGCUGCUGCAGCGCUGCAACGAGGUGCAACAGUGGGUGAUGACCGAAGUACUGCUGUGCCCAAUGCUCUGCAAACGUGUGCAGCUAUUUAAGAAGUUCAUCAAGAUCGCAGCUCACUGUAAAGCACAGAGGAACCUGAACUCAUUUUUUGCUAUUAUAAUGGGUUUGAACACUCCAGCCGUCAGCCGAUUGACUCAAACAUGGGAGAAAGUUCCUGGGAAAUUCAAAAAGUUGUUCUCCGAGCUUGAGAGCUUGACAGACCCAUCCUUUAACCACAAAGCCUACAGGGAGGUCUUCAAGAAGAUGAAAUCUCCCAAAAUCCCGUUCCUACCUCUACUACUGAAAGACAUAACAUUCAUUCACGAAGGAAACAAGACCUUUCUUGAUAACAUGGUUAACUUCGAUAAACUGCACAUGAUGGCAGACCUGGCGCGGGUCAUAAGGCAUUGUCAGACGGAUCACGUGGGGAACAUGCUAACCCAGAAAGAGAGUCCCGAUGUCAAAGCCUACAUCAACUAUCUGCACAUCAUCGACAAUCAACAGACUCUGUUUGAGCUUUCACACAGACUGGAGACAAAGGUCUAGGGUGUGUGUAUGUGUGUGUGUGUGUUAAUUAAUCUGGUUCAGUGACUAACGAGACAACAGCUGAUGCCAUCAACCCUCUGACAUCAUCCAGACACUAAAAAGGAGUCCACAACAUGGACAGCCACGAAGAGACUGAGCCUCACGAGAGAGAAUCACGAGGAGUCAAGAACCUUUUGACUUUUUACAAAUGCAUACAUGUCGAACUGACGACAUGUCGAACUGUCCAAACUGACGAAUCUACUAUAGGAUUAACCUAGCCUGAGACAAAAGGGUAUUACAAACCAGAUGAUGCUGUAUGAUGGAGAAAAGUAGUGUCUUAUUAACAAACCUGAACUCAAAUCAUAGGUAGAAAUGUUGACCUGCGCUAACAUAAUGGUUGUGCAGAAAUGCAUGAUGCUUUGCAGUGACAACAAUUAACUAUUUCCAGCCUGAGACAAUCAGAAAAAAAAAUUAAAAGACAAUAAUCUUUGCUGCAUCCAGAUUAUUUUUAGGAUUCAGCAAUAGUAGCCGCAGAAGUACCCAGUUUGAAUGUACUGUAGUUCAGCUCCAGGAGUUGCCUGGUAGUGACAUCCAGGCAAAAACAAAACAAGAACAUUCAGUAGACAUUUUGAUUGUUUGUAUGUAAUGAGAUACAUUAAAAAAAUUUAGCAUAAUGGUUUGAGUCAUCACGCAUCAGGGUUACACUGUGAGAGCAGAGGAAAAAUUACAUGAAGCACAUUUAUUUAUAGACUUCUUGCAACUGAGAUGUGCAUUUACAUCUUUGACAUAGCAGGAGCACUGAUUAGUUCAGUGUUAAUUGGUAUAUUGAGCAGGAAGAGGAAGGGCAGAAGGAGGAAAGUCUUCACUUCAGAAAUGAAGUGUGUUAGAUGUGUUUGAAACUACAUACUGGUCUGUAUGAUUUGGCAGUGCCGCUGAGUGACCAGUACUAAAUGUGCAUGGUAAAUAAAUGUGUAAACAAUGUAAAUACAUUAAAUAUUUUUUUUUCUACAA